Miscanthus lutarioriparius is the source of this 3315-nucleotide messenger RNA. The record is from the annotation of a GenBank genome assembly. NCBI's taxonomy places the organism in Eukaryota, Viridiplantae, Streptophyta, Magnoliopsida, Poales, Poaceae.
AUGUCUCCCCUGCUCCUCGGAUUCCUCGUCCUGCUCCUCGUCGCAGGUGAGGUGGCGGUGGUGCCCACCGGCGCGCAGAGGCAGAGCGACGGCGGUGGCAACGACGACAAGGAGGUGCUGGUGGAGCUCAAGCGCUUCCUGCAGGACAACAACAGGGUGAACCGCGGCGCCUACGACGCGUGGCAGGAGUCCGACGCGUCGCCGUGCGGGUGGGCCGGUGUGCGGUGCGACGACGCGUCCGGCCGCGUCACGUCGCUGGACCUGUCCCGCUCCAGCAUCUCCGGCCCGGCGUUCGGCAACUUCUCGCGGCUGCCCACGCUCGCCGAGCUCGACCUCUCCGACAACACCAUCUCCGCGGCCGGGGACAUCGGCCAAUGCCGCGGCCUCGUGCGCCUCAACCUCUCCCACAACCUCAUCAACGGCUCGCUGGACCUGUCCGGCCUCACCAGGCUGCAGACGCUCGACGUGUCGGGGAACCGGCUGUCGGGCGGCGUCGCGGCCAACUUCACGGCGAUGUGCGCCGGCGACCUGGCCGUUUUCAACGUCUCCACCAACGCGCUCACGGGCAAUAUCACCGGCAUGUUCGACGGCUGCGCCAGGCUCGAGUACGUUGACCUCAGCUCGAACAACUUCACCGGCGAGCUGUGGCCCGGCGUCGCGAGGUUCAGGCAGUUCAGCGUCGCCGAGAACAAUCUCACCGGGAGCGUCCCGCCGGCCACGUUCCCGGACGGCUGCAGGCUCGAAUCUUUGGACCUGUCAGCGAAUUACCUGACUGGAAGCUUCCCGGACUCCAUCGCCAAGUGCGCGAACCUGACGUACCUGUCUCUGUGGGGGAAUGACUUCAACGGCUUCAUACCGUCCGGAAUUGGGAGGCUCGGCGCGAUCGAGACGCUGGUUCUCGGGAAGAACAGCUUCGAUCGCCGGAUACCGCUGGCCCUGAUGAACUGUACGAAGCUUCAGUUCUUGGACAUCAGCAGCAACAUGUUUGGAGGGGACGUGCAAGACACCUUUGGCAAGUUUGCGAGUCUGAGGUACCUUGUGCUGCACCACAACAACUACACUGGCGGCAUCGUCACCUCCGGCGUGCUCCACCUACCGCUGCUCGCGAGGCUGGACCUCAGCUAUAACGAGUUCUCCGGCGAGCUCCCUCCUGAGGUGUCUGACAUGAAGAGCCUCAAGUAUCUGAUGCUUGCCCACAACCAAUUCUCCAGCGGCAUACCGGCGGCGUACGGCCGUCUCACCGAACUCCAAGCGUUGGACUUGUCGUAUAACGACCUCUCCGGCGAGAUACCGGCGACCAUUGGGAACCUCACGUCGCUUUUGUGGCUGAUGCUCGCUGGGAAUCAGCUAUCCGGAGAGAUUCCGUCGGAAAUUGGCAAAUGCACCAGCUUGCUCUGGUUGAACCUGGCCGACAACAAGCUGACAGGGAGCAUCCCGCUGGAGAUGGCAAACAUAGGGAAGAACCCCGGCCCGACGUUCGCCAAGAACCGGAAUAGUUCCAGCGUGCUCGCAGGCUCCGGCGAUUGUCAAGCCAUGAGGCGGUGGAUCCCGGCGAGCUAUCCCCCUUUCAGCUUCGUGUACUCCAUCUUGACUCGGGCGAACUGCCGCAGCAUAUGGGACCGAAUCCUCAAGGGAUACGGCAUCGUUCCGGUUUGCACCAACUCCUCGUCGCCGGUGAGGUCCUACACGACCUCUGGAUACGUUCAGCUUUCCAGGAACCAGCUAUCCGGAGACAUACCUCCGGCGAUCGGCGCGAUGGUGAACCUCAGCCUGCUCCACCUCGACGACAACCGGCUCACCGGACAGCUGCCACCGGAGAUCAGCAGGCUCCCGCUCAUCGUGCUGAAUGUCUCGAGAAACAACAUCUCAGGCGCGAUCCCGUCGGAGAUCGGCCGCAUUCUUUGCCUCGAGAUGAUGGACCUCUCCUACAACAACUUCUCCGGCGAGCUGCCGGGGAGUCUGAGCCAGCUCACGGACCUGACCAAGUUCAACGUGUCCUACAACCCACUUCUCACCGGCACCGUCCCCACCACCGCCCAAUUCGGCACCUUCGACGAGCAAUCCUUCCUCGGCGACCCACUCAUUUCAUUCGGGACGGGCACCGGUAAGCAGACACCUCCGGAAGCUGCGGAUGCUCGAAGGCGCGGCAUGACUCCAAGAAGCUUCGCGGCGUGGUUCCUGUUCUCCCUCCUCGCCGCCUUCGUCACCGGUGCCUUCGUGUUCUUCAUGGCCAAUCUGCGUGCGCGGUUCCCUGUGGACCAAGACCCGGACCCCGAGUCGUUCUCGUGCGAGAACCCCAAGUGGAGCUCCGGGAAGUGCUCUCUGCAGAUGUCGACGACGUCUUCGCCACCGUCGGGGUCAUCGUCGUCGGCGACCGGGUGCUCGUCCUCGACGGAGGGGGUGAAGGUGUUCCAGCUCGGCAAGACGGCGUUCACCUACCGCGACAUCGUGGCCGCCACGGGGAACUUCUCGGACGACCUGGUGAUCGGGCGGGGCGGCUACGGCGUGGUGUACCGCGGCGUGCUCCCCGACGGCCGCACCGUGGCCGUGAAGAAGCUGGCGAGGCCACGGGACGGCGACUGCGAGCGCGAGUUCCGCGCCGAGAUGGAGGUGCUCGCCGACCGGAUGGGGUCGACGUGGCCGCACCCGAACCUCGUCGCGCUCUACGGGUGGUGCCUGUCCGGGUCGGCCAAGAUCCUGGUGUACGAGUACCUGGACGGCGGCAAUCUGGAGUCGCUGAUCGGCAACACGGCCGCGUUCGGGUGGGGGCGGCGGCUGGACGCGGCGAUCGGCGUGGCGCGCGCGCUGGUGUUCCUGCACCACGAGUGCCGCCCCGCGGUGGUGCACCGGGACGUGAAGGCCAGCAACGUGCUGCUGGACCGGGACGGGCGCGCCAGGGUGACAGACUUCGGGCUGGCCCGCGUGGUCCGGCCCGGCGACACGCACGUGAGCACGGUGGUGGCCGGGACCGUCGGGUACGUGGCCCCCGAGUACGGCCAGACGUGGCGCGCCACGACCAAGGGCGACGUGUACAGCUACGGCGUGCUCCUGAUGGAGCUCGCCACGGGCCGACGCGCCGUGGACGUGGACGGCGCCGAGGACGAGUGCCUGGUGGAGUGGGCCCGGCGGAUGGCCAGAGAAGGGUGGCGGUCGUCGGAGAAGGCGGCGGCCGUUGGCACCGUGUCCUGGGAGCUCCUGAUGCUCGGCAUGCGGUGCACGGCGGACGCGCCGCAGGAGCGGCCCGACAUGCCGGACGUGUUCGCCGCGCUGCUCGACGUGGCCGCGAGCGGCUACGCGCAAUUCGAAUUCACGUGA